CCAGUUGAUGGAAGGCUAAUCAUGAUUCUGAGCAUCGAUGGAGGAGGUAUUCGCGGCAUCAUCCCAGCCAAGAUUCUUGAAUUCCUCGAAUCCUAACUCCAGAAAUUGGACGGCGAAGAUGCUAGAAUUGCCGACUACUUUGAUGUAAUCGCAGGGACGAGCACCGGAGGGCUGAUGAUGGGCAUGCUGACGGCUCCCGAUGCUAACAAUCGCCCUAUUUAUGCAGCUAAAGAUAUUGCUCCGUUUUAUGUACAACAUGGGCCUAAGAUUUUCCCACAGAGUGGAUUGCUUGGAUCGAUGGAUGUAUUAGUGGGCCCCAAAUACAACGGCAAGUAUUUGCAAGAGCUAAUAAGGGAGAUUUUAGGGCAGACUCGGUUGCAUCACACGUUAACAAAUGUUGUGGUCCCAUCAUUUGACAUCAAGCUUAUGCAGCCCACCAUCUUCUCCUCGUACGAGGUCUCUCGCAAUCUAUCUCUUUGUUGUUUUUAUAAUCUGAAGGAUUUGGUCGAAAUCGGGGAAUGCUUGUUGCACUCUCCUUUCUCAAGAGUGAAUCUGCAGAGAGGAAAUUCUGAGUCUGUUGUUGGUGGAGGCACAAAUCGUGAUGUUUUGAUUAAGUUUGCAAAAAUGCUCUCAUAUGAAAAGAAAUUCCCAUGAACUAGAAGGAACCUCAUAAUUAACAUAUUGUAGACUGGUUUG
Messenger RNA from Salvia splendens (bonfire salvia), 696 nucleotides. Its product is annotated as patatin-like protein 2. The coding region runs from base 175 to 654 and encodes 159 amino acids. Gene Ontology annotation, biological process: lipid metabolic process. The record is from RefSeq and is a predicted model, not a curated record. NCBI's taxonomy places the organism in Eukaryota, Viridiplantae, Streptophyta, Magnoliopsida, Lamiales, Lamiaceae. The transcript has 3 exons. Gene Ontology annotation, molecular function: glycerophospholipase activity; monoacylglycerol lipase activity.